CAAAAACCGCUUUAUAAAAUGCCCUAGAUUUUAUCGCAAAAAUUAUGCUCCUUUUUAGGUUUCAAAAUCUUCUUAUUCCACUCCGAAUUCAAAACCCUAACUUACCAAAUCCUCCAACAAAUUCCAUCAGGAGUUCGAUUACUCUAAUUAGGCAACCUCUAGUAGUAACAGUAAUGGCUACUCCUACAAAGAUUAUAGCUGAAUACGCAAAAUCAAACCGAUCUACAUGUAAAAAAUGUUCAAAUUCAAUAUCUGCAAAUAGUCUUAGGUUAGGUUUAUAUAGUAAAGAUCCAAGAGGUUAUGAUGUUACUAAAUGGCAUCAUCUCAAUUGUUUCCCCUCCGAUUCUCUUCAACCUAUUAUUCAUGGUUCUGCUCAGAGUAUUCAAGGUUUUUCUUCUCUAAAGAUUGGUGAUCAAGAAGCGCUUGAGAAGUUAACUGCUGGAUGUGAUUUGGAAUCUAAACAGGGUUCUGAUCAUGGUGAGAAGGAAGUUGAGGAGGGGAAUGAGGAGAAGAGUUCCAAGAAAUCAAAAGUUGAUAAGGUAGAUGAACAUGGACAAGAAGGUGAACAAAAGAAAAUGAAGGUCAUAGCUGAGUACGCUAAGUCUAACCGCUCUUCUUGCAAGCAAUGCACCAAACCGAUUCCUUCAAAAACACUGAGAUUAGGCUUAGUUAGCAGUGAUCGGGGAUUUGAUAUGACUAAAUGGCAUCACCUGAGAUGCUUAUCAACUGUUCCUCUACAAGUUGAUUCUGUGGAUGAGAUAGAUGGGUUUCCAUCGCUUAAGAGCAAUCAUCAAGAAGCACUGAAAAAGCUAUUGAAUGGUGAGCCAUUGCCGAUAGAGGUUUUUAAAGAAGAUGAAGCUGCAAUAGAUGAACUCCAAAGUAAAUCGAAGACAUCAAAGCCCUCCGCCAAGAUCGUCACUGAGUACGCAAAGUCUAGCCGCUCUUCUUGCAAGAAAUGCAGCGAGGUAAUUCCUGCGAAGUCGCUGAGAAUAGGAUCAAUCAGCAAAGAACGAGGGCAUGAUGUGACAAGAUGGUAUCAUCCAACUUGCUUUCCUACUGAUUCGCAGCCCAGUUCUGUUGAUGAGAUUGACGGCUUUUCAUCGCUUAAGACUGUAGACCAAGAAGCACUGCAGAAGGUAAUGGAUGGAUGUGAUCAAUUGCCUAAAGAGGUUGUGGUUGAAGGAAGCGAUGGCCAAAGCUCCAGAGAGUUUAAAGUUCGUAAAACAGAUGAAACUGUGCUGGACGAAGGCAAGGAAAGUAGUUCCAAGAAACUGAAGGUAGCUGAGUUGGAGAUAGCUUUCUCUAUUUCCGAUGUACAGAAACAGUACAAGGAAUCUAAAUUGUCUCCAAAUUGGAAAGCUUUCCAAACACUCAUCUUUCUGGAGAGGGAUGAAGGCCUUCGCGAUUCAGGAAAAAUUGCCGCAUUUGAUUUUGAUGGUUGUCUUGCGAACACUGAUGUGAGAAGAAUCGGUGCAGAUGCAUGGUCCCUGAUGUUCCAAUCAAUACCAGAGAAGCUAAACAGCUUGUACAAAGAUGGAUACAAACUGGUGAUCUUUACCAAUGAAUCCAACAUUGAGCGCUGGAAGAAUAAGAGACAAGUAGCAAUUGAUUCUAAAAUUGGACGGCUAAAAAAGUUCAUUGAUUGCGUCAAAGUCCCAAUUCAAGUGUUUAUAGCUUGUGGAUUCGACAGUGCUGGUAAAGGAAAAGAUCUCUUUCGCAAACCCAACACUGGAAUGUGGAGAUUAAUGGAGCAACAAUUCAACUCUGGAAUCCCUAUUGAUAUGGAUCAGUCGUUUUACGUUGGUGAUGCAGCUGGGAGAAAGGAUGAUCACAGUGAUGCAGAUAUCAAAUUUGCCGAGGCUAUUGGAUUGAAGUUUCAUCUUCCUGAAGAUUUUUUUGCUGCCUGAAAGAUUUCUGCCGACAUGCAUCGCCACUCAUGCUGGAGUAGCAAUGUAAAGAUAUUCCAUCAGUAAAAGUUUUCCGUUUCAACUCUCCCCUCUUUUGGAUAUGACAACUAGUAUAGCAAAUUAAUACAAUUCCAAAAGAAACUAAAACAUUUGAGGUAUAGCAAAUUUAAACACCACUCUUCUACAAAUUCCAAAAGUAAUAUUCUUAGUCCUGGUCCGCCAUC
Molecule: messenger RNA, 2131 nt
Organism: Papaver somniferum (opium poppy)
Lineage: Eukaryota; Viridiplantae; Streptophyta; Magnoliopsida; Ranunculales; Papaveraceae
Product: polynucleotide 3'-phosphatase ZDP-like
Exons: 19
Coding region: 45-1907 (620 amino acids)
Biological process (GO): DNA repair
Molecular function (GO): zinc ion binding; ATP-dependent polydeoxyribonucleotide 5'-hydroxyl-kinase activity; polynucleotide 3'-phosphatase activity
Source: RefSeq, a predicted model, not a curated record